Molecule: messenger RNA, 731 nt
Organism: Salvia hispanica
Lineage: Eukaryota; Viridiplantae; Streptophyta; Magnoliopsida; Lamiales; Lamiaceae
Product: dynein light chain, cytoplasmic-like
Biological process (GO): microtubule-based process
Cellular component (GO): cytoplasmic dynein complex
Molecular function (GO): dynein intermediate chain binding
Source: RefSeq, a predicted model, not a curated record
GCUUCUCCUAAUCCCAUUCAACACCUAAUCCUCACAUAUUUGAUAUUUCUCCAUCAAUUAAUUAACUCAUGCAUACAUUCUAUGCUUAACUAACAUUUCCUUUCCAUGGCGAGCGAUGGGCGAAGGAGAGAAGGCGUCUACGUGUACGACAUGAUCGCGGGAGCUCCACGAGCGCCCGCGGCCGCCAAGGGCGCGGUGUGGGGGUCGUUGGUGAGGUCGAAGACUUAUAGGGAGAAAAACAAGGUGGGGGAGCAGCCGAGGAGGUCGGAGAGGAGGUCGGUGUCCGGGGCAGAAGGGGACGUGGGGGCCGCCGCGGCGCUGCUGCAGGUGAAGGUGUUGGCGAGUGACAUGCCGGGGUUCAUGCAGCUGCAUGCCUUCCGAUGUGCUAGGACUACUUUUGAUGCAUUGGACAAGUUUAGCUCCAAGCAUAUGGCUUUUACCAUUAAAAAGGAAUUCGAUAAGGUGUAUGGACCUGCGUGGCAUUGCAUUGUUGGAUCGAGUUUUGGGUCAUUUGUGACACACUCAACUGGAUGUUUUCUCUACUUCUCUAUGGAGAAGCUAUACAUUUUGGUGUUCAAGACCAAAGUUGAAAGAGCAUUACUUGAUCAUGUUUAAAUGUAUAUAUUCAAGUUUUUAUUUUUUUUUGUUAAUCUUUACUUUUCUAGCCUCCAGCCAUGUGUGUUCCAGAUACUAGUAGAAGUAUAUAAUUAAAUACAUUGAAGUUUGCAAUA